AUGCUCGCCACGAUGGCACUGCUUUUUUGGGCUGCAAGCAUGAACACGCUGACCCACCGGGGUCAUCGUGUUUCGGUGUCAGCAGAAGCGGAAUCAGACGCUGAUGCUGCGAAGGAUUUCCUGGCGUCGGAUGCUGCUGUGCAGGUUUACGGCUUGCUUAGAGUGUGCCGCAUCAGUGUGUACCAUUCCAUGGUGCGGCUGGAUCGAGAUGCAAAGCGGCAACUGCGUUUCUGGCAGAUGAUCACUGGCAGAUCGUUGCAUGGGGAGGCUUUUGUGUUUCAUAUUGACAAGCAUAUACCUUUGGGAUGUCCUUGCGAUUUACAGCAAUUUGAGAGCCACCAGUCACGAAGCUUUGUUGCGAAGCUAGAAGCAGAACAGGGCCCUCGACUUUGGGAGCUGUUAGAGUUAGAGGUGGCUGCUCAUGGACGGGAAUGGGUAGGAGCUGAGCCCCCUGCAAAGUUUCUGAGGGCGCCUCGUCCUUUCUUGCGAAAGGUUUUUGCAGGGGCUUGGCAAUCUCUUGUGUUUCCUCAUUUGCCGAGAACGAAGCAGUACGGGUCUUCGAGCCUGACAAUCAAGUGGGGGUUGUGUGGGCAAGAGCCGCCCCCAUUACCUGCUCACGCACAAAACUUCCCAGAAGAGGAUGCGUCAGAGCCUGUGCAACUGGAAACUGCUGUGCUCGAUGAGGCCAUUGACUUCUUGCAGGAGUAUGCAGCGUCCAUGAAUCCUGACAUGCCGGGAGAGCAGUUCCAGGAAGCUGAAUAUCUCGCGCUUCAGCGAUGUGUGGCCACUUUUCAAUCUCUGCUGGCCGGCCUUGAUCCUAGUGCAUUUGUUCGGUCGGCAAGGGAGAUGGUGGGCAAAGGCUCGGGUCUGUGGCGCUCUUCUCGAAGGCCCUAUCAGGUGGCAUUCUUGGUCAAAGCAGUUACCAUGUCCUCUUUGCUUCGGGGUGCCUCGGCAAUGGGGGAGGCCUUGCAAAUUGCCGCAAGCAUCAUCCUGCCCAAAGUGUUGCAAAGUGUGUUUCGCGACUUGUUGCAGACUUGCCACGAACAUAUCCCGCACGCCAGUAGCAUUUCGAGAUGGAAGCUUGUGCUUGACGGAGGCUUUAUGCUCUUCCGGCGAAUCCGAAAUGAAGCACUGCGCGAUUCCGAGCAGCCUGGUGUUGUUCAUUACCUGAUGGCAGAUGCGUCGUCGCAACAUGGACGUGAGUUUGAGCACAUCAUUCUGGCAAGCAUUAAAAAGCAAGACUUGGGACGGCUCUACCUUGCUGCAAAUGCCCUCUUCCACAUCUGGCAACAGGUUGAGAAUGAUGAUAGCGAGGCUCUGGCACAAGAAACCCAGCUCCUUGCAGACCUUGCAGCUGGCAUCGAGCAGCAUCAUUUGCCAAUUAUGGCCUUGGGGUCAGGGCGGACCAGCUUGCGUGAUAAGUUCUGCACUGUCAUGUUUGCGCUUCUGUUGGAAGCUGGUCCUCACAUUUCCAGUCUCGGUGAUUUCGCUCAAGAUAUUGUUGCUGGAACCUUCGAUCUUGGAGUCGAGUUCUCCUUAAGUACGAUAUGCCCGACCUCGUGCCGUGCACUUUUCCCUUGGUUCGAUGCCAGCAAGGCUAGCAGUCCAGCUCGUGAGCAGGAAGCAGUUCAUGCAAACGAGGAUGAUUUGUUUGAUGACGUGCCAGAUGAUCCUGUUGACGCAGAGACUAUUUCCUUGCAGAGUAUGUUGUCCAUUCCAGGACCUUUGCACAUUCUGCACAAUGCUACGAACCGAUUGCUCGAGCAUUUGCCCUAUGUCGGAAAAGCGAUACCGCGGCUACAGGCAAUCUGCCGUUUCUUGAGCAAUCACGAAACCAAGCAGCGUCUGGUCUCCACAUGUUUUUCUGGUCCUGUAAGCCGGUCAUUUCAGUCGGACAUACUAAAUUUCCAUGCCAAGGUUAAUGAAGGGCGUUGGGGCUCAGUGGCCUUUGCUGUGCCUGAACUGUUGAAUUUGCAAAAGCCGUUGCGGAGAUUCUGGGAUUUGCCAGCCUUCGGCAGUGGCCAAGAAGCAGCGGACGGUCGCCAUCGCCAUGACGAGUCGGGCACCGGUGCAAGGCUCGAUUUAGUUCAUGAAAGCAUCGAGCUGCCUGAUUUUUGGGCGCAGCUGAUGACUUUGAACAGCCUUUUCAAGCUGGUGCGGGAGCUUUUCGAUUGGUUGGAAUGGUGCCCGUGCCACCACAAUCGAGUCGCACCACCGGGCAAGAAACGGGCCUGGGAACUCUGCCCCCUGCGUGGGCGGCGUCUGCCGGAGAUCUCCUGCGGUGAGCUGUUCGAAGUUAUCAACCAGCUUUGCCUAGUGAAUGCUUCGCAACUUUUCUUGGAACUGCCAGAUGAUAUGACGUGUUUUUUGGAGCCUCCUUUGCUGCUGCUGGGCAUAGCGCACCACGACCCAGCAAAGCCCCAAAAGCAGCGAGAUGCAUUGCGCACAUGUUUGGUGUCCGACUGCCGACAUCCGCUUGUGCUGAAGCUGCAGGAAGGUGAUCUGAAGGAGGAGGCCGAACUGUUCAUGGGGGGAGAGGACCUGCGAAUGCUUGAUGCCCUGGCAGCCUUUAUGGGAAGUCUUCGCUUUGCUUGGGGCGCAGAAAGACGGGUGGAAGGUGGCCAUGCUCAAGUCAACAUGCUGACGCUAAGUAGACGACACCGUCAUGAAGCAACAGACUCUUUGGCCUUGAGAUUGGGGGAAAUCAAGAAAAUCCUCUCUUCAGACAGCAUCACACUGUUCUUGGAGUGUGUGCAGGCUGCCCGAAGUCCGCAGAAACUACUGCAAUCACUAGGCAUGGACAAGCAUCCCAGCUGUCGCUUGGCAAAAAGCUCAUGGGACCCAAUUUAUCGUAAGAUCGUUUACCAUUCAGAUCCGCUCUCGUUGUACAGUACGCAGCAACCGGAACUAAAUGUGAAAGUCCCUGCUCCCCGCGGUGGGGAACAUGUGCUGGAGCCGUUGAGAGACCAACCUGCAGACAACCAGGAUCUAGCUCCGGAGACGAUCCACAUGCAGCGUCAGCUGGCCUUGCGACGUGUGAGAAAUCAUCUGAGCGAGGUCUGCAAAGGCCAAGAACCUCGUAAACUGUUUUCGUGCAACAUUCCUCCGUCCUCGCUGCGGCUGUUGUGGCAAUGCUUGGCCCCAUCCCAGACCGUACCGGCUGUUGCGCCAGGAGGUGAGGGUGAUGCUUCUGCGCCAGUUUCGCUCGAUUCUGCACAGGCGUGCGCUGAUGCAUUAGUCUUGCAAGCGUCCCAGAAUCAAAAGGUGUUCUUCAGGAUUGUUGGUUUUGGACUUUCUCGUGCCCAUCUAGCGACACCAGGAGAUUUCGACAAGAGUGAUGUCGGCAUUGUCCUUUUGAGAGGCACAGAGGCAGAAACUGCAGACGGCCCUUGCCGUGUAGAAACGUCUGCAGUAAACUUGCAGUCCCCUGCCGGUGGCGCUGUGUCUGGAUUGGAAGCGGCUCCACUGGUUCUGAGAUUAUCUUGCCUCACUCUGUCCCAUCUUCGGUCGUUGACGGUUUGGGAGGAGAGCACGUCGGUGCUGGCCGAUGAAGCGAGUGGGGCAAUGUUCAUGUUAGUGUCUGCCUCAGCAAAACCAUUGGCGAUACGUCAUGAGCUGCCGUUGGCUGACAGAUCCACGUAUGAGCUUGUGGAGCAGCUUCUUCAAGAUGGUUGGGAAUGUGUGGUUGCGCGUGGGCAGCAGUUGCAGACAGGUUUUCAAAACCAGGUGAGCCAGGCUGCCGAAGAACCGUAUGUCCUUGGUGGCCUCAAGCGCUGGUGGAUCUCACCUGCCGAUUCUGAGGACCCUUUCAGCCAGCGCUUGCGCUCGUACUUGAGAGCGUUGCUUUCCGCCGAUCAGCAUGAAUCUCCCGUUCCUCAUUUUGCUGAAAUUCCUGUCUACUUGGGUCUUCUAAGCCAAGAUGAGCUGGUGGUUUGGCAGGAGAAGCAGAAGUCGAUGCGCAAGAGACAGAGGCCAGCUUUGCGAGCUUUGGCAGAUGUGGACGAGUGGGAUGUGCCUGAUGCGGAGCCGAAGAGAGCUGCCAAAAAACCACGCACCACUGGUGGCAAGCGCAAAGCGAAGCCGAAAGCCUUGCAAGACAGCGAAGCAAUGAAGACGGUUUCGCUCAGCGCUGAAGCCGCUGAUGGCCCCGAGCCUUCGGCGCCCGUGCUGAAAGAUGAGGCCGAUGAGGCCUACGAUGAGCUCCAGCAUGGAGCUGGGUUUGUGGAUCAAGGGCCUGACAGCAUGGAUGAACAAGCUGUGGCGGAUGAAGUGCUUGAGCAGCUAGAGCAAGACCUUGCGGAUAGUCAUGCAGCGGCUGCCACCGACCCUGCUGGCCCUGCUUGCUGCGGAGCCGAAGACGAUGACAACCCUGGAAGUUCUGGAAGCAGCAGUUCCAGUUCGAGCAGCAGCAGCUCGAGCAGUUCAGACUCAGACUCGUCAUCAUCUGCCAAAGCUGCGCCUGCGUCUGCUGCCAAGAGCAAGUCGCAAAAGUCAGGUGGUGCUGGGAAAGCGAAGGCGAAGGCGGCCAACAAGCAAAAAGAGCCGACGCAGACAACGGCAUUUGCGUCUCGUGACAAGAGCAACCGGCUCGAGUGGGGGAUGCAUCACCUUGUACCACGCUACAAAGACGGAGUGCUUCAUAGCUAUCAGAUGUCUUGCCACCAUCCCAAUCACAACGUGGACGGUGGCAAGCUGUGCUCACGUGAGCUUUCGGUCAACGUGGUUGGUUCUGAAGAAGGUGCCCGACGAGUUCUGAAAGCCUGGGUGUUGCUCGGGCACAGUCUCCAAGAUAGAGCCUCCCAUAUGGAUAAGUCCAGCAGGCAGAACCUCUUGGAGGCCCUCAACGAUGGCACAUUGUUGUCAGAGGCAGAGUUAGAUGAGCUAAUCGUGGCCACAGCAGACGAACCAGUGGUUGCACCGUUUCGUAUGCCUCCCGAGUCUGAAUCCAAGACAAAAAGCAAGGGCAAGUUGCUUCUGGGGCGAGCAGCCAAAGGCGUGCCGAAGGCCGUGCAUACACGGAUGGAAGAGCUGGCAAAAAGGGGUGGGGUUCCGCCCACUACGUUGGCUCAGCGUGCAAGGAAUCAAAAGAGUCCAGGCACGACGUACCAUGUGCCCAAAGAGCUACAUGAAGCUCUCAUAUUCGGUUACCUACAUCCAAAUUUGCCACCGCCGAGUGGCUACUGUUGGAGACAUUCGGUCGAAGGUUGGCGCCUUGUGAUCAGGGGUGGGUGA
Symbiodinium sp. CCMP2456 is the source of this 5232-nucleotide messenger RNA. NCBI's taxonomy places the organism in Eukaryota, Dinophyceae, Suessiales, Symbiodiniaceae. The record is from the annotation of a GenBank genome assembly.